Messenger RNA from Fusarium fujikuroi IMI 58289, 642 nucleotides. RefSeq lists its product as uncharacterized. The transcript has a single exon. NCBI's taxonomy places the organism in Eukaryota, Fungi, Ascomycota, Sordariomycetes, Hypocreales, Nectriaceae. The record is from RefSeq and is a predicted model, not a curated record. Bases 1 to 642 code for a protein of 213 amino acids.
AUGAGCAACCAAAACAAUGACCUUCCCCAGUUCCGGGGCUAUGAUCGACACCAAGAUUUACACCCCAACAAGCGUCCGGAGAGGAUCGAGUGCGUUGGAUGCGGCUCUGACGAGCACAGCUUCAGUAGCUGCUUGAAGGUCGGUGAUGAUGUGAUGAUGAGGGGUUGCCCGCGCUGCAACAACCUCAGCCACAACGCCAGCAACUGUCGAGCCGUCAAGACAGACAAGGAGAGGUUCAUUUGGUUCGUCAACAGGCGAGGCGGUAUGCCAAGCUUCUUAGAUUUCGACACGUGGUUCCGUCUUGCGUCUGCCGAGGGCAGCCUCACAGUUCAUGACCGCUCUCCGUGGACCGCUGAGUUCGCAAAGUUCGUUGCUGAUGACAUCGAGCAACUUCAGGAUGAUCUAGACUCCCUCACUCUUGGGGUCGAUUUCAAACUCCCGGAGGAUCGAAAGCUUUUGGGAUGGCGUGCUGUUGAGAUGUACCGUCAGCGACGUGCGAGAGAAGAGAACGUCAUCCUUGACGGCGUCGUCACGAACAAGAAGAGGGCUGCGAUGAUUGUAGCUGGUGACUCUUACCCAGCUGGAGAAUCCCAGAACGCUCCAGAUGCCUCGCCAGACACUAUCACCAUUUCCAGACACUAA